Molecule: messenger RNA, 372 nt
Organism: Plasmodium gallinaceum
Lineage: Eukaryota; Apicomplexa; Aconoidasida; Haemosporida; Plasmodiidae
Product: conserved Plasmodium protein, unknown function
Exons: 1
Coding region: 1-372 (123 amino acids)
Source: RefSeq, a predicted model, not a curated record
AUGGAUAUUAAUUUAGAGGAAAGAUCUUAUACAUCCCCAUUAUUACGUUAUAUAUACAAAAAGAAUUACAACUUAAAUAAAAAUUCUAAAGGAAAUAAUAACGGAUUCAUACCAUUUAGUAUAAGAUUGAGUAGCUUACCUAUAAAAAAUGCUAGUGAUAAUAAAUAUAUGUCUAACAUAAAUUCAUUAAAUGUAACUAAUUUAUUGCCAUUAUCAUUAUUUUCAAGUUAUAAUAGUAAUAACAUGAGUUCAACUGAUAUUUUAUUUUUACCAAAAUUUUCAACUUUUCUUUUUUUUACUAUACCUAUAUUUGUUAUGUUACCCAAUCUAACCUUAUACACAAAACAUUGGUUUUUUUUUGCACCUAAAUAA